CGUCAUUGACAAGUCAAACAAAAUGGCGAUUAUUUUCAGCAAAUUUUCAGGUGUCAAAGAAAGUAAAUAGAAGUUGAAUUAUUUCAGUCAAGGAGCGAGAAUUCGUUCAGGUUUCUUGUGUGAAAUGUGUCAAUCGGAUGAUUUUUGCUAGAAUUGGAAUUUCAUGGAUCAUCCGGUUUAUUACCGCUUCGCCCAAACGAAUGGGGUCCCCCAGGAGUCCAAACUGGCCAAUUACAUGAACAUUCAAAACUCCAAUUUGCAUCAGGCGUUUCAAAGCAAGUUGAAUAUCGAGUCGAAGAAGCCCCAAUGUGUCGCCGGGGCGAGUCUCGUGUCCAGUGCUCCAGCUUCACCCAAUAUUUUCAACUCGUUCACCCCGACCCUGGACCCAUCGCCCAUUCGAUGCGUUUCGAGUGGUAUUGACCACCCAGAAAAUUCCACUUCACCCAAUCGCUCCUCACCCAUGUCUGAUGCAAAUAACAUUGCUGUUGCGGCAUAUCAGGAAAAUGUCGGCGGGACGACAUACUUUUACCCUACCACUUCGGAAACCUGUCACGCCACUGAUGUCGCGGUUAGUAAUCUGCCCUCGGAAUACAAUGUCUACCCCGGUACCCCCAACCAUAUUACAUCACUCAAGUCCAAGCAAAGCGCCUCGUUUUUCAUAUCAAAAGACCUACAAUUGGAGCUGAUGAAUCGCAAUGCGUUGACACUCAUGCAGGCCAAUCAGCAGUAUGCAGACUUGCCUCAAGUGGAGAAUUACCACGAGUUGUGCCCCCUGGAACGUAUCCCGAGUAAUUCGCUUCAUAAGACACAUUUGGGGUACCAAGCAUCCAUGUACAAAGCGAUUCAUACUAAAACCGGUACGCCGUAUUGCUUGAGACGGCUACAUGGGUUUCGGCUCCAGAAUGCCAAGUGUAUGGUGGUGGUUGAUUUGUGGAAAAAUUUGAAUCAUUCCAAUAUUGUACAGUUACAAGAAGUUUUCACUACUAAAGCCUUUGGAGAUAAUUCAUUGAUUUUUGUUUAUGAUUAUUAUCCCGGAUCGGAGACACUUCUUAGUAAGUAUUUUUCGUCUGAUCAGCCCGAUCCCUUCGCCCCCGACACGUCCCCUAGACCUUACAGCCAUCAGAAAAACAGUAUAUUACGACACCAACAAAACAACAAACUUCCGGAAUUUUUAAUUUGGAAUUACAUCAUUCAGCUCACUUCCGCUUUACGUUUGAUACAUUCGUCAGGCUUGGCUUGUCGUAGUCUCGAUCCGACGAAAAUAAUCAUCACGUCAAAAAAUCGUUUAAGAUUGAGUUGUUUAGGUGUUAUGGAUGUAGUUUUGAAUGAAAACAGUGCAUCGGUAAAUCCCCUAGCCUUAGUCCAGCAUUACCAACAAGAGGAUUUGACAGCUUUGGGUAAAUUAGUUUUAGCUUUAGCGUGCAAAUCAACGGUGGCUGUGCAAAGGGAGAAUAUAUCCACAGCUGUGGAUAUCAUCAGUCGUUCAUACACCAGCGAUCUUAGAAAUUUGAUCAUGUAUCUGUUAUCGCCACAACAGAGGAAAAGCAUCACGGAUUUGAUGCCGAUGAUUGGGGCGCGAUUUUACACCCAAAUGGACAAUUUGCACAGUUAUAUCGAGGUUUUGGAGUAUGAGUUGUCGAAGGAGAUUGAAAAUGGGCGGCUUUUUAGACUUAUGACCAAGUUGGGGACGAUUAACGAGCGACCUGAAUUGAAUAUGGAUGGGGCUUGGGCCGAGACAGGUGACAGAUACAUGCUCAAAUUAUUUAGGGAUUAUGUCUUUCAUCAAGUGACAGAGGAUGGCCGUCCUUGGGUCGAUAUGGCACAUAUAGUACAAUGUUUAAAUAAAUUGGAUGCUGGAGUCCCUGAAAAGAUUUGUUUAAUGUCGCGAGACGAACAAAGCAUGUUAGUGGUGUCGUAUGCCGAGUUAAAACAUUGCCUCGAACAAUCAUUUCAUGAAAUUCUAAAUGCUUCACCCGUUAAAAAAGACCUGAUUGAGUGUGAAAACGAGAAAAAAGUGUAAAAUGUUUGCAAUAAUUAAGUACUUUUUGGUGAAUUUUGAAGGUUUUAUUUUUUUAUAUUAUUGUGAACAUUUCAAACAACAAUCUUUUCCAUCAAGAAUUUUUAAGAAAUAUUUUUUCUAUGUUGUAUUUAUUUAUAAGAGUAAAAUAAAAGGAAAAAUGUG
Molecule: messenger RNA, 2182 nt
Organism: Tribolium madens (black flour beetle)
Lineage: Eukaryota; Metazoa; Arthropoda; Insecta; Coleoptera; Tenebrionidae
Gene: PAN3
Product: PAN2-PAN3 deadenylation complex subunit Pan3
Exons: 12
Coding region: 164-2020 (618 amino acids)
Biological process (GO): mRNA processing; protein phosphorylation; nuclear-transcribed mRNA poly(A) tail shortening
Cellular component (GO): PAN complex; P-body
Molecular function (GO): protein kinase activity; poly(A) binding; ATP binding
Source: RefSeq, a predicted model, not a curated record